AUGGCAGAAAAUUCAUCUUCUCACCGACAGCCUGGUCCUCGACCAAAUGUCGGAAACAAUUUACCAGUAGAAGGGAUGGUAGAAGAGGCCUCAGACGAUAAUGAGGUUCAAUCUAAUGGAGCAAAUAAUCCUGUUACUCCAGGGAUAUUUCCCACAAAUCCCGCUCAAUCAAUUUUACCACCAGGAGAAACUCCGAUAUCAUGCUACCAGAGAAAACACCAUGAGUCACAGCCUCGUCAAAGGCAAUCGGUUCAUGAUAGGUUGGGUUCCCAAUGGGAUGCCCACACCGAUGAAUCCGAUCAAACAUAUCGUUUGACUGCAUACACCAGCGUAUUCAACAGACUACACCCAAACUCUAACAAAUCCAGGCCUCGAGCGGUUUACAACCCUGAGGCAGAGCAUAAUUAUGACUUAGUUUACCGCCCUGCAGAAGCAGUGGAAAACUCGAAGUUUAUACUGGAAAUAGCUCUGGCUCCGUUAGAGAGGGCAAAAUUACCAUCUAACGUCGGGAAAUUCAAUGGGUUAACUGACCCCGACGAUCAUCUGAGAGUCUUCACCAGCGCAGGGUUGGUUGGCGGUUGGACUCUUCCGCUUUGGUGUCAUUUGUUUGUUCAAACAUUAACUGGGCCAACGCGAAUCUGGUUUGAUAACCUACCGACGGGGCAAAUCGAGUCAUGGAAAGACUUGUGCCAAAAAUUCUUAACACACUUCAGCCAGCAAAGGCGUUCCAUGCGGGAUACAUCCGAUGUCAUGAACAUAUGGCGUCGAGAUGACGAGAAUCUGGAAGAUUUUAUAACCAGAUAUAAUAAGGAAGUGUUGGAGAUUGGUGGUGUUCACGAACAGCUAAUCCGUGCUCAGUUUAAGUACGCGGUUAGAUGUGACGACAUGGUCAAAGUAUUAUCCGGAACAGAGGGCCUUCCCAAGAGUUGGGAAAAGAUAAUGGCGGCGGCCAAGGUUUAUGCGCAGACAGAGAAAAACCUUACUACAAAUAGGCCACCACCACCACACAGCAGGCCCACAGAUUUAAGUGCAACGGGCGAGCGAAGGUUCAAAAAAUCAUGGCGCGAGUCAUCCGGAAGUCGCUCCUCUGAAGAUGCUCGCACAACAAUUAACAAACUAUCUGCUCAAAGAGAAAACAAGCAUGAAAAUAGGGAGAGACAGUGGACCCCCCUAACAAAGACCCCGGCGGAGGUUCUGAGUACCGAGGAUUAUCAGUUCAAACCGCCAAUCCCGAUGAAGAGUAAACGUGGUCAAGACCUGGCGCAAUAUUGCGAAUAUCAUAAGGACACUGGGCACACCACAAACAACUGCAUUUUCUUGCGCACAAAAAUAGAGAAAGCCCUAAAAAAUGGGGAGUUUGCGCAUCUACUCCAGAAUAUGCGCAAGGAGAUAAAGCAGAUUACCCGGGGAGAAGAAACCUCCAGCAAGCGGGCAAAGACUUAA
This is a messenger RNA of Helianthus annuus (common sunflower), 1443 nucleotides long. RefSeq lists its product as uncharacterized. The transcript has 2 exons. NCBI's taxonomy places the organism in Eukaryota, Viridiplantae, Streptophyta, Magnoliopsida, Asterales, Asteraceae. The record is from RefSeq and is a predicted model, not a curated record. Bases 1 to 1443 code for a protein of 480 amino acids.